Messenger RNA from Arabidopsis arenosa, 1475 nucleotides. Lineage: Eukaryota; Viridiplantae; Streptophyta; Magnoliopsida; Brassicales; Brassicaceae. The record is from the annotation of a GenBank genome assembly.
AGAGAGAGAACCGAAUUUUUUAUUUUUAUUUUCUUUCUGAGAGAAAUUCGAAUUGUUUCUCCUGAAAAUCCAGUUGCUGUGUCACUACUCGGCAUUGAGAAAUGGGUAGCAAAGAAGAAGGAAAAACCACAAACUCUGAUAAGCCAUCGCAAGCUGCUGCUCCUGAACAGAGUAAUGUUCAUGUAUAUCAUCAUGACUGGGCUGCUAUGCAGGCAUAUUAUGGGCCUAGAGUUGGUAGACCUCAAUAUUACAACUCAAAUGUGGCACCUGGUCAUGCUCCACCCCCUUAUAUGUGGGCGUCUCCAUCGCCAAUGAUGGCUCCUUAUGGGGCACCAUAUCCACCAUUUUGCCCUCCUGGUGGAGUUUAUGCUCAUCCCGGUGUUCAAAUGGGCUCACAACCACAAGGUCCUGUUUCUCAAGCAACACCUGGUGUUACAACCCCUUUGACCAUGGAUGCACCAGCUAAUUCAGCUGGAAACUCGGAUCAUGGGUUCAUGAAAAAACUGAAAGAGUUCGAUGGACUUGCAAUGUCAAUAAGCAAUAACAAAGUUCCCAGUGCUGAACAUAGCAGCAGUGAACAUAGGAGUUCUCAGAGCUCCGAGAAUGAUGGCUCUAGCAAUGGUAGUGAUGGUAAUACAACUGGGGGAGAACAAUCUCGGAGGAAAAGAAGGCGAGAAAGAUCACCUAGCACCGGUGAAAGACCCUCAUCUCAAACCACUCCUCCUCUUAGAGGUGAAAAUGAGAAACAUGAUGUGACCUUGGGGACUCCCGUUAUGCCCACAACAAUGGGUUUCCAAAACUCUGCUGGCAUGAACGGUGUCCCACAGCCAUGGAAUGAAAAAGAGGUUAAACGAGAGAAGAGAAAACAGUCAAACCGAGAAUCUGCUAGAAGGUCGAGACUGAGGAAGCAGGCUGAAACUGAACAACUCUCUGUCAAAGUUGACGCACUAGUAGCUGAGAACAUGACUCUGAGGUCCAAACUAGGCCAGCUAAACAAUGAGUCUGAGAAACUGCGGCUGGAGAACGAAGCUUUACUGGAUCAACUGAAAGCGCAAGCAACUGGGAAAACAGAGAACCUUAUCUCUCGAGUUGAUAAGAACAACUCUGUAUCAGGUAGUAAAAAUGUGCAGCAUCAACUGUUAAAUGCAAGUCCAAUAACAGAUCCUGUCGCGGCCAGCUGAUGGUGGCCGCAACAAUGAGAGCCCGAUAUUUCUUCCUUUGGGUUGUGAUUGUAACUUAAAAGAAGACUUUUUUUGUUUUUUCUUAGAUUUGUAGCUCUCUGCAUAGUGAGCAGAAAUUGAUGUAAUAUCGUUAAGAGAUUCGGUGUUGUCUGGUGUAUUACUGCGACCACUUGAUUGGUGAUAGGUAGGUUUAGUUAUAUAAGCGAAUGGAUUAGAGAUAAGGGAGACAUAUUUGAUGGUCUUUCGUUUCGUAAUCGCUUGUGUAUUCUUCUUUAAUAUAUACACUUUCGUAUC